Molecule: messenger RNA, 4563 nt
Organism: Xiphophorus hellerii (green swordtail)
Lineage: Eukaryota; Metazoa; Chordata; Actinopteri; Cyprinodontiformes; Poeciliidae
Product: transient receptor potential cation channel subfamily M member 2-like
Exons: 26
Coding region: 557-4168 (1203 amino acids)
Biological process (GO): calcium ion transmembrane transport
Cellular component (GO): plasma membrane
Molecular function (GO): ligand-gated calcium channel activity
Source: RefSeq, a predicted model, not a curated record
ACUAAGCAAAAUAUUAUUAUUGUUAGAUGCAAUAUCUAAGAUUGCUAAAGUAGUGCAGAAUCUUCCAUAUUAGGAAAUGAUAUUAUUACCCAGAAAUCUUAAGAAGAAUUGUGAAAGUUACUUUUAUUUCUUGAUACUUUUCAUGGAGCCCACUGGAUUGCUAGCACCUUUGGAAUUUGCCUUUGCCUGCCUAUCCAACUGGAUGACUCUGAGCAAGAAAAGAGGCAAGAAAAAAAAAUAAUAUAAAAAAUAAAUAUCCCAGUAUGAAAGAUUAUGUACCAAUUCACUGACAUAGCAUUACAUAUUAAAUACUGCAUCUAAUAAUAAGGAAACUUUGCCUAGUUCCACCCUGCUCUCUACAAUUUGGUGAGUUCCUGCAUCCCGCACACCACUCCUCCUCCCUGUUCUCAAGUAUAACUUGUGCUCUGUGAUUUGAGGGACAGGUUUUGUAAGGCAAGUGACUUCAGAAAGUAUCUUGUCAAAACAUCCCAAAUCAUCUGAUGCCCAAGGAAGAGAAAUCAGAAAAGAAGACAAAGAAAGAUUCAGAGUUCUCACCAUGUCUUCAGAGGAAUCGACAAGUUUAAAUAUUACCCCUGCGCCUUCUGAAACACCACCAUACAUUAGUUCUGCUGCCUCCACUUCACAGGACCAGAGCAGUCCGGCUGAAUCAUCAACUGAAGAGUCACUUCACCUGUGGAUCAAGAAGAACAUCUCAAAACAGCAAUGCCAUGCUUUUCUUAGUGAUCCCAGUAAAGAGGAAGUAUGUUAUUGUGGAAACUUGAGGACUGACCAUGCUGAAGUCAUCAAGCAAGGGAACUCAAUCACGAUCCACAAGGACCCAACAGAUGCUUUUGGACAAAUCCAUUUUAUUGAUAAAUUCAAGAAAUGUGAUGGUUCGUGCCCACAGACAAGCAAGUAUGUACGAGUGUCUGCAGACACUGAAGCUAAAGUGCUCUACCAGUUACUCACUAAAAAGUGGGAACUUUCACCUCCCAAUCUGCUCAUCUCAGUGACUGGAGGGGCCAAUAACUUCUACUUGAAGUCCCACCUGAAGAAGGUUUUCUACAGAGGAAUUAUCAAAAUUGCUGAGACUACAGGUGCAUGGUUCAUUACUGGCGGUACCAACGUGGGUGUGAUGAGACAUGUGGGGCAGGCUUUGAGGGACUGUGCCCUGAAAAACUCAAUGCAGCAGAAAAUAGUGGCUAUUGGAGUAGCACCAUGGGGAGCAAUUCACAACAGGGAUAAAUUGGUAAAUGAAGAAGGUUGCUUCCCAGCUCAUUAUGAGAUUGACACACAAAAUCAGGAUGAUCUGACCUCUCUUGAUAACAAUCAUACCCACUUCCUGCUGGUUGAUGACGGAACCAAUGGACUCUAUGGUGUGGAGAUCCCGCUGCGUGCAGAACUAGAGAAACACAUCUCUCUACAAAACAAAGAAAAUAACAUCAAGAUCUCAGUGGUUUGUGUGGUAUUGAACGGAGGACUUAGCGCACUCAAUACCAUCUACAAUGCCAUCAACAAGGGCACACCAUGUGUGAUCCUUCAGGGCUCUGGGAGGUUAGCAGAUGUCAUUGCUCAUGUGUCUGGACAGCAGAACAGUACAGUCAAGAUUGACAAGCUCAUUGAAAACCAGUUGGAAAAGUGUUUUGGUCAAGAGUACAAAACUUCAGCUUUCCAGUCCCAGAAAAAAGAGUACACAAGAAAGAUUCCGGAGAUCAUCAAGAAGCGUGAAUUACUGACAAUAUUCAGAGCAAGGAAAGAUGGCCAGGGGAAUUUGGAUGUGGCAAUCCUUGAUGCUCUUUUCAAAGCUUCGAAGACUGGUGGAUCACAAGAUAAGUCCUGGAAGAAGCAGCUAGAGCUGGCUAUUGACUGGAACAGAGCCGACUCAGCUGAGACUGAGAUUUUCACUGAGGAAAGCAUGUGGAAGAACGACGACCUCCACUGGCCUAUGAAAUUAGCCCUGGUUGGCAACAAGCCAGAUUUUGUGAGGCUGCUCCUGGAGAACGGUCUGAUUCUGAAGGACUUCUUGAAAGAUGACGAGACCCUUUGUGAGCUCUACCAAAAGCUGCCCAAAUGCUUCUUCUUGUACAAGUUGGUCAAGAGGGUGGAACCUGACAAAAUAAGGAAGCAGGAAAUGAAAAAGGAUGAUCUUCAUAACAUACAAGGAAAGAUUAACCUGAUUCAUGUCUCAAAUGAAGUGCGCCACCUGUUGGGAAAAUUCACACAGUACAUCUAUCCCCUAACCACCAUGAGUCCACUGCAUAGACACUUCACUGUUCGCGUAAAAGAAAUAUUUUCUGGACAUAAAGCUGAAGCUUGGAGGAAAAAUGAAGCCAAGAGGGAUGCAGCCAGAGAUCUUUUCCUCUGGGCAGUUGUCCAGAACAACAGGGAGUUGGCUGAAAUCGCCUGGGGUCAGUGCAGAGACUGCAUGUCUGCUGCUCUGGCUGCCAGUAAAAUUCUGAAGAAAAUGGCAGAGGAGUCAAUUGAUGCAGACGAGGCUCAGGAAAUGCUGGAGCUUGCCAAGCACUACGAAAAUCGUGCGAUUGGUGUGUUCAGCGAGUGCUACAAGAAUAAUGAGGAGCGUGCCCAGAAUCUACUGGUUCGAAUCUCACGCCUUUGGGGCAAGACAACGUGUCUGAGGCUGGCGCUGGAGGCCAAUAAUAAAAACUUUGUGGCUCAGUCAGGCGUUCAGGCUCAUCUUACUAACAUCUGGUGUGGUGAGCUUUCUGUCCACAAUCCUGUGUGGAAGGUGCUGCUCUGCAUGGUCUUCUUCCCUCUGAUUUACACCAAGUUUCUGGCUUUCAGAUCUGAUGAAGACCUCCAGAGAGAAAUCGAGCAGAAAGAGGAGAUAAAAAUGACUGGGGAGGAAGAGGAAGGGACUGGGGUGAAAAAGACAGAAAGCUACAUGACAAAUAAUUUGAAGUGCUUUAAGAAGAGUGUGGAGCCUCUGGGCUCCAGACUGGUUGGACUGUAUGGCUCUCCUCAGGUCAAGUUUUAUGGAAACAUCAUCUCGUACUUUGCCUUCCUGUUCCUGUUUGCUUAUGUCCUGAUGGUCGACUUCCAGAGUACACCGUCUGCAUUAGAGAUGAUGCUCUACAUCUGGCUGUUCUCUCUGGCAUGUGAGGAGAUCAGACAGAUAUUUUAUGAUCCUGAUAAUCUAAGGCUUCAUGAGAAAAUCAAAGUGUACAUUCAAGAGCUGUGGAACAUAUUGGACAUCCUCUCCAUCCUGCUGUUCUGUAUAGGACUUGUAUUGAGGUUGACAACCAAGAUGUUCUACCAAGGCAAAAUCAUCUUGUGCAUUGACUUUGUGGUCUUCUGCCUCCGCCUCAUGGCAAUCUUCACCAUCAGUCAAACACUGGGACCUAAAAUCAUCAUAGUCAGGAAGAUGAUGAUGGAUAUUUUCUUCUUCAUGUUCCUCCUGAGCAUCUGGGUUAUGGCGUACGGUGUGGCCAAACAAGGCAUCCUCAUCCAUAAUGACAAUCGGCUGGACUGGAUCAUCCGCGGGGCUGUUUACGAGCCGUACCUCAUUAUAUUUGGAAGUUUCCCUGAAAAUAUUGACAAUGCUGGAUUUGAUAUAAAUUCAUGCAGCAUGAAUGGUACAGAUCCCAUGAAGCCCAAAUGUCCUGUGCUGAAUGAAAACCAAAUGCCGGUAUUCCCUGAGUGGCUCACCAUCAUCAUGCUCUGUGUUUACUUGCUCUUUGCCAAUAUAUUGCUCCUCAACCUCCUCAUAGCCAUCUUUAACUACACGUUCCAGGAGAUCCAUGAAAACACGGAUAGGAUCUGGAAGUUUCAAAGAUAUCAGCUGAUCAAAGAGUACCACACCCGCCCAGCCCCCCCACCUCCUUUCAUCAUCAUCAGUCAUGUCCAGUUCAUGAGGAAUUUGGUGCUGUACAGGGAGCCGAUCGAACAUGAAUUCAAGAAGGAUUUUUCCGAAGAAGAAGAAGACGAACUGUUGUCCUGGGAGGCCUUGAUGAAGGACAGAUACCUGCUGUCUGCGCAGCUGGCGCAGAGCCAGAGCAUGGAGGGGCGCAUCCUGGAUACAUCUCAAAAGGUUACCACCUUAACUGAACGCCUGGAGAGACUGGAGAAACUAGAGGAAAAGGUCAUGAAUGCACUGCAGAGGAUUGAGGACAGUCUGCAAUCUCAGGGUGUUCCUUCAAGAAAAGAUUAGAGACAAAAAAGAAGCUAAAGAAGUGCAUAUAUUGAUAAGAUGAUUGCGUUUUGCUUUAGGUUUCAUGGUUUCUCUAGCAGAGCUAUAUAACUAUUAAAUCAAUUUGCAUUUCUUACUUUUUGGAUGAGGUCUGCUUAGAUGCUAAAUUAAAUGAGUCUUAGUUAUACAGGUGAUGAUGUAAAUUAUGGGUAAUGUGGGGUCUGAAGGCCAGAAAUAGACAUAGACUUGUCUACGUUUCUCUCUUUUAUUGUUGGGGUAAUGAGAGAUGUUGUUUAUAAUGAGUUAGUCAAACUGCUAAUUUGUUAUUUGUAGGAUCAGACUUCAUAAUAAAUCAAUAUUAAGUGAAAAUGUAAUAAUUUUUAAACCUGAAAUAAAAACAUAAGGUUUUGGUGUUA